This is a messenger RNA of Saimiri boliviensis boliviensis (Bolivian squirrel monkey), 369 nucleotides long. The record is from RefSeq and is a predicted model, not a curated record. Lineage: Eukaryota; Metazoa; Chordata; Mammalia; Primates; Cebidae.
AUGGAGAUAGUCUUCCCUGUAGACUCUAGAAGAUGCAAAAAAGAGGGACCAAGUGACAAGAGGUUUGUAACAGGAGAUAAUCUGGGUGCACAGAUUUUAUUUGAGUCUGCUGCCUUAGGAGAGAUACUGAAGGAAGAAGAAAAUGGGAAGGGCCUCAUAGCUACUACCUAUGCAGGUUCUGCUGGUCUGCUGGCUCCUGAAAUAGGUUUUGGAAGUAAAGUUACAACAUACCUACUUGCUAAAGACAAAAUGAUGAAUGGAAGUCAUUACAGCUACCCUGAGAAUUGGGUGGAAAAGGACAGCCUGAUUUUUACAAGUCAAGGGCCCAGGACUGGCUUCGCCUUUGCUCUUGGGAUUGUUGAGGCCUAA